Molecule: messenger RNA, 1890 nt
Organism: Dermatophagoides farinae (American house dust mite)
Lineage: Eukaryota; Metazoa; Arthropoda; Arachnida; Sarcoptiformes; Pyroglyphidae
Biological process (GO): regulation of DNA-templated transcription
Molecular function (GO): protein binding
Source: RefSeq, a predicted model, not a curated record
CAAUAACAACAACAACAACAGCAAAGGAAAUGGAAAUAAUAAUAAAAAAGAUGCCAAAAAAUUACGUAAAAUUCAUUCGACCAGUAUGAUUUCAUUGUUGGCCAUCAAUAAUAAUAAUAAUUUAGUUCCAAAUAGUGGCCGUACAAAAGUGAAAAUCAGCUAUGAUAGCCAAGAUAGUUUCAAUACCAGUUCAGAUACCAGUUCUGAUCCAAAUUCACUUUGUUCAUCAUCAUCCAGUUCAGUGGACAAUAAUAAUAUGAUAAGCCGGCGAAGAAUUUUAUCCCGUUCACGUGAUGCAUUGAAUAAUAGCAGCACAACAACAACAUCGGAUGAUUAUACAAGUUUCACUCAACAACAACAACAAGAUGAAGAUGUUUGGUACAAUAAAACCAAACUUAUAUCGGAUCAUGUCGAUGAAAUCAUUACGAAAUGGGAUCAAAUCGAUGAUGAAAUAUGGGCCAAAGUUAUCUGUAUGGAACGUAAUCGUCGUGUGGCUAAAGCAUAUGCACGUACACCAAUAUUGACCAUUAAUGGUUUUAACAUUGGAUUCGAUGGUCAUCGUAUUGGUUUGAAUGGUUUCAAAAAUCCAAUGCGUGAUAGAAAAUGUUUUGAAAUUAAAAAUCAAAUUAAUGAUGGUAUUAAAAUACGUAUGGAUGAAAAUGGUAAUCUUUUGGUGAAACGUAUAACCGAUGCUGAUGUGUUUUUGAUUCAUUUCGAUAAAAUGGAUAAUAUGAUUAUUGAAAAAAUUGAACAACGAAAAUCGAUACAAUUGUUUGAUAUGAAACAAUAUCAUAAUGAUCUAUUGAAUGAAUUUCGAUUAUCAACACCAAAUACACGUCUGUUAGAACAGAAAUGUUUCUGUUUCAUAUCGUUUGUAUCGAUCAAUACGGAUGAAUUGUUGCUAAAUACACCUGUAUGGUGUAUAUUGAUAAAUCUGGUUGCAUUGGAAAUGUUGAUGAAAUUAUUACCACCAUCAUCAUCAUCAUCAAUCAACAGAAUUGCUGAAGAUAAUUUCUAUUCAUUACCAAUAACAAUUUCAUCGUCAUCGAAAUUCCAAAAUGGCCAUUAUCAUUUUCAUUAUAAUAAUAAUAAUAAUCACCAUCAAUCAAAUUCAUUAUUACCACCAAAGCUACCACCACGUGAUUUAAAUAAUAAAAAUCCACCAUUAACAUUACCGGAACCGGAUUAUGAAGAUGAUAAUAAUAAUAAUAAUAAUAAUGUGAUAAUGAUAAAACAACAACAACAACAACAGCAGAGACCUCUUUCGUCAAAUCUAGAUGAUGAUCCAUAUUUUUAUGGAUUAAGUGCACAUGUACCAAAAUUUUAUAAUAAUAAUCAACAACAACAACAACAUUCAAAUCAACGUUAUCCGAUGAUGCCACGUACAAAUCAACCACCAAUUGUUCGUAAAGCAAUGAUUGCAAAAAAAUUAUGGAACAAUCAACAACCAUCAUCAUCAUCAUCAUCAUUGAAUAUGAAUUCAUUCUAUCCGAAUCAUAAUGAUGUUUUUCGUUCAACAAUAUUUGAUCCAAUUACAAUGAUACCGCCACCACCACCGCCACCAUCGAUGAUUCCUGCACAAAUGAAUAAUCAUGGUCGUGGUUCCAUCAAUAACAACAACAUCGAUAAUGCCAUCAAUGAUAAUAAUGAAAUUUAUGGCAUAAAUCCGUCAUUAUUACGGAAGAAUACAAAAUUUCAUCCAAGAACUAGUUCAUCACCAUCAUCGUCAUCAUUGAGGAAUAUAUUUUCACGAAAAAAUAAAUCCAGUGGUAAAGAUCAAAAUAAUAAUCCACGUAAACAUUAACACAUAACACAGUGCUGCUGUUCAGAAAUUGAAUUUUUUUUUUAGAAUUUUGAUAAUUUUCGCUCAUUUUCAAUAUGUUAGAUUUU